Molecule: messenger RNA, 4161 nt
Organism: Chara braunii
Lineage: Eukaryota; Viridiplantae; Streptophyta; Charophyceae; Charales; Characeae
Source: the annotation of a GenBank genome assembly
AGAGUGCCACGUCAGCAGAGUGCCACGUCAGCUGUAACGUGAAGCCGGACACUAAAUGCGCCGCAGCCAACGAUUGGCAGAGCGCGAAUCUAAGUCCGCCAAGCCCCAACAGGGAUCCAAGGCACCACAGCUCCCGCACAAGCGACGCACAGCCAUGGCUGCAGCAGCCGGCCACGCCGACAGCAACAUGUCGGGCAGUCCCAAGAGGCCGGUUCCCCCUCCUGUGCCAGUUCAACGGGCAGAUGAAGACGCACUCGCGUUUCUCGAGCGUCUCCAACACUAUACGGAGACCAAUGCCACCGAACUCCGCACAUGGGAGAAGGAGAAUGCCGCCCGACGGGAAGCCAUCCAACUUCAACAAGAAGCGGAACAGGCAGCACAUCAGCAGGCCGGUGCCGAUUCUGCAGCAGCCGCAAGGCAGCAGCAGCAGCAGCUCGAGGCAAGUCAGACUCAGGCUCGGUUCCAGGCUGCCAUGAACCUUCUCAACGAAGAAGCUGCAUACGGCAGAGUACUUCGACAGCAGCACUUCCGAGCAACUGAGGAGCAAGACGAACCAACCGAGGACGAGAGAAAUAGAGAAACUACAGCAGUCUUGAUUGAGAACCUGCUAUACACGUGCAAUUGGCAACAAAGGGAACUGUUGGCUAUGCGGCAGGUCCUCAUCCGCCAUGAAGGCAACUUCAAGGCAAUGGACCAGCACAUCACGGCCCUGCAGGCCGACACCGGCAUGCUGCAGGCCGCCGACAGCCAACAGCAGGCCAUCAACGACCGACUGCAGGACUCCCUCGAUGAGCGGAUCAAUCACAUUGUCACAUCCCUGGGCGACAUCAGCAAGUUUGCUGGAGCGUCGACAGUCAGCAAUCAGCUGCAGACGCUCAGCGACCGCGUCGACCAACGACCGACCGCUGCCGCCAAGGAAUGGAAAAUGUCGAACUUCAAGAUCGAGAAGUUCGACGAUUACCACAAGACGGAUCCGCUGCAAUGGUGGAUGGCGUUUAACACAGAGGCCGACGUACAUCAUACUCCGCCCUUACGGCGGAUGGACACAUUGUACCUCCAACUUAUAGGUGGGGCGCAACAAUUCAUGACGCACAUGGCCGUCACGCUAGAAUGUACCAUCGCCACCCUCCACACGAAGAUCAUGUGGGAGGAGUUUGAAAAGAAGUGGAAGACCCGGUUCAUGGUGAACAACGACAAGCGUCGCCUUGAACAAGAUCUUCCACAUCUUCCAAGGCCAACAACCUUCGCGGGAAUGGCUGACGGAGUGGCAAAGACUCGUCGCCACCCCGGAGUUGAACCUGCCGUUCGACUCAAUCCGAGCAUUCGCCAAUCCAUCCAGCGGAACGACAUCGAGGAGAUGGGCAUAUGUUUUCUUCACGCCCUCCCACCCGGUGAUCAGCUCAAGACGGAUACGUCGGACCCACACAUCAUUGAGCUGUUGGACAACUAUGAGGAUGUCUUUCAAGCUCCCGCCGGAGUCAUACCGGAUCGGCCCAUAUGCCACGGGAUCACUCUCGAGGACGGCGCCGUACCUCCGCGCGGAUGUAUCUACCGCAUGAGCGAAGAAGAACUACAAGUGCUUCGGGCACAACUAGACGACCUCUUAGCCAAGGGCUGGAUUCGCCCUAGCUGUUUGCCAUACGGUGCUCUUGUUCUCUUCGUCCGGAAGAAGAACAAGGACCUCCGUUUGUGCAUCGACUACCGAAAACUUAACGCACAAACGAUCAAGAACGCCGACCCUCUCCCUCGGAUCGAUGAUCUUCUCGAGCGACUAGUCGGCGCCAAGUACUUCUCGAAGCUUGGGCUCAAGUCCGGUUAUCACCAGAUCGAGAUUCAGCCAAGAGAUCGGUACAAAACCGCUUUCAAGACGCGGUAUGGGCACUUUGAGUGGAUCGUCAUGCCUUUCGGUCUCACCAAUGCCCCAGCUACUUUCCAAGCGGCUAUGACGACGGAAUUCCUCGACGUACUCGACCGCCCCGUACUCAUUUACCUCGACGACAUCUUGGUUUAUAGUCGGUCGUUGGACGAGCAUCUCGAGCACCUUCGCGCCAUUUUGGAGCGGCUUCAUAUCGCCAAGUACAAGGCAAACCGCGACAAGUGCGAGUUUGCCCAGCAAGAGCUGGAGUACUUGGGCCAUUACGUCACGCCGCAAGGCAUUCGUCCGCUCGCGGACAAGGUACAAGCUAUUCAAGAUUGGCCGGACCUCAAGUGUACUACCGACGUCCGCUCCUUUCUCGGCUUGGCAUCGCACUACAUGCGCUUCGUCAAAGGAUUUCAACGCAUCGCUGCACCAUUGUCGCGACUUCAGUCCCCCUUGGUGCGCUUCGAGUUCAGUGACGAGGCCCGACAUGCGUUUCACACGCUGAAGACGGCUUUGCUUCAAGCUCCCGUCUUAAGCAUCUAUAACCCGACGUUGCCUACCAAAGUGACUACGGACGCUUUCGGUUAUGGCAUUGGCGCGGUUUGGAACAGCAUGACGGCACAGACUGGCAUCCGGUUGAGUACUUCAGCCAAAAGAUGUACAUUUUUGUUGUCGCUUCAUGGACAGCGAGGUGCAACUUCCAGUACCAUGCCAUGGCUUCAUUUCUGCAGGGUGUUUGAUCAGUUUGGCCUUGGAUACUAUCCGUGACACUGCAACGAGUCGAACGGGCAAUCUCAGACUUAAUAGCAGGAUAAUGUCUUUGCCUCUGCAACUGUUACACUGUUCAAGAGUGGAACCAUACCAGUAGUGAUGUCCACCCCACUCAUGCGUCCCUUCUGCUUCAUGACACGACUUGAAACCAUCCAGCUGGCAGCAGCACAGCCUUCCAUACGGGCAUUCUCCUCAACAGUCUGACUGCUUGUGGAUGCAGCCACAAAAUCCGAACAUUCUCUAGGCCAAUUACUAUGCUGGUGACUGAUCCAGCUUCAAGGGUCUGUCUACAUAUCAGAGGUCACAUGCUGGAGGAGUGAAAAGAAAUUAAGUGCCCGCAGAGCCGGUUACAGUGUGGUGCAUUAAUGAAGGGAGAAAAGGGAUUUGACUCAUUUGAGCCCUUCAACCUAUGGCUUUGGGGACCAUUGCUCUAGCAUUCCAACUGUUCUCCUCACACAACAAAGGCUGAUUGGUUACUGUCCACUGGAAGUGACUGUUGGGGCUCAUUACUUCAGGAUUAGGUUGCUGCCACUGUGCUUUUGCGCGGAUUUGCAUGGGUCGCUUGCUGGGAUUAGCUCAGUGUGUGGAUGCGAUGGUUUAUUGAUGUGUUCACAAGGCGUGUUGCUCUGCUGGGUUGUUGCGUGCCAUAAGGCGUUAAACAGAUGCUGUGGUAGAAGUAAAUUAUCACAGAUUUUGUGCAAAAUAGACCAGGCCAAUGAACUCUUUUGCCUCUUGUGUGUGACAAGCAGCUAAACAUAUUGUCUCUGCUGCACUCAGAGGGCUCAACUGAAGGGAUCUGCGUAGGAAAAAUAGUGUGAGAUAUCCCAAAGGUUUUGUCAUAUGGUUCUGCCAUAUGGAGAAGGCGCUUUGCAGUAUGUAUUAUAUUGCCCUUUCAUGGAUAAGAAGCAAUUAAGACGAGGAUGAAGGAGGGGAAGGUGGAACGGAGAGCAGUGGAAGGCACGAGAGGAAAAAGGUGCUCCAAGAACAGGCUGCACUUUAUUCUUAGGCCCAUCCAAUAAAACCAUCGUGCAGCAGCCACACAUAGACUUGGCACAGGCGCAGCAAGAGUGAUGGGACAGAUUGGGCAGGGGAUUGUUUCACCCAUUCUUGACUACCGGUAGUAGGGACUGCACACUAGGUUGAAACCCUGGGUUUGGGGCUGCUGGUGUUGUAUGCAAGUUGUGUAGAUUGGAUUGUGAACUGGGGUUUUCUGCUGGAGGUGUGUUUGUGAACUGCAGUAUCCUUUUGAGCUCAUAGUGCAUGUUCUGCUUUCCAUUAUCCCCAUCUGUCCUCUUGAUCAUACUUUUUGACUGCCUUUCUUGGCCUCCAUCCACCAAUGUCCUCUAGGGAGCAAUUCUGUUUACAUUCCCAUCUUAUGAAUGUGCAAUCAGACUCGCUUUCAUUCACACGCAAUUGUUUGCAUGCAUGAGAGUGUGAAUGAAAGCGAGUCUGAUUGCAUCAAACUGUUUGCAUGCAUGUAAAGUGUGAAUGAAAGCGAGGCUGAUUGCAAAUGAAUGACUUCAGGUGGU